AUGUCGAAUUGGAUCCUCAUACCCUCGGUGCUCGUACCGCUCAUCAUCGUGGGCGCGGUCGCAUCUCGCUUCUUCGGCGGCAACAAGCGCGGCGGCUACAGUGGGAAAUAUGAUCCCAAGACUGGCCUCGGUCGAGGUGCUCCUGGCUUCCAAACGGGAGUGAAGCGAAUGGCAGUGACGCCGGAGAUCGCGGCAAGGAUGCGUGCAGGAGAGCAGGUGUCCGCCGAAGAGAUCGAAGCAGCCGUUGCAAAAGCACAGUCGCAAGAGCAAGCAAAGUCGACGGCGGUUCGCAAUUCAAACGUGGAUCAGGACUGGCUGCCGCAGGCUGGGCGCAGUCCUGCCGGUAAGAAGAGCAAGAAGCGCUGA
Kalmanozyma brasiliensis GHG001 is the source of this 366-nucleotide messenger RNA. RefSeq lists its product as uncharacterized. Lineage: Eukaryota; Fungi; Basidiomycota; Ustilaginomycetes; Ustilaginales. The transcript is spliced from 3 exons. Bases 1 to 366 code for a protein of 121 amino acids. The record is from RefSeq and is a predicted model, not a curated record.